AUGGCACACGAAAAUCGCUACGACGACAAAAUGUCUGAUGAGCGGACGCCGCUGAUCACCAAUGUUUAUGUUGGUGCGCCGCGCCGCCGGUACCCGAACCAUGUCCUCCGUCGCUUCUGCACUGUCGCGCUCUCAUCCAUCCUCAUUUUCUGGUCCAUCUUCUUCGUAAUCGCCCUCUUCGUCGACGAGCCGCCUCGUCACCACAAACACCAUCGUCACGGCUGGUCCUGGACCAACGACGUCAACCGUGGUCCCAUCACCCAUGAGGAGGUGCAAAAGAUCCUGUUCGAGGUCCCUUCUUCUGAAAAGGCCGAGGAAUGGAGCAGAUAUUACACGGCCGGCCCUCAUCUCGCCGGUCAAAACUACUCCCAGGCUCUGUGGACCAAAGAAAAGUGGGAGUCGUGGGGCAUCCAGUCCGACAUUGUCUCCUACGACGUUUACCUGAACUACCCCAUCGAUCACAGCCUUUCUCUGCUUUCCAAGUCCAAGGAUGGUGAAGAGUCCUCGUGGAAGGUGGAGUUCAAGGCCGCUCUCGAGGAGGACAUCCUCGAGGAAGACCCAUCGUCCGGCCUGGAAGACAGGGUGCCAACCUUCCAUGGCUACUCUGCCAGCGGCAAUGUGACGGGCUCAUUUGUGUUUGUGAACUACGGCACUUACCAGGACUACGAGGACCUUGUCAAGGCCAACGUCAGCCUGGAGGGCAAAAUCAUCAUCGCCAAGUAUGGUGGCAUCUUCCGCGGCCUCAAGAUCAAGCGCGCCCAGGAGCUUGGUGCCAUCGGUGCUCUCCUGUACAGUGAUCCCGGCGAUGAUGGCAAGGUCACCGAGGAGAACGGAUACGAGGCAUACCCCAACGGCCCUGCCCGCCACCCGAGCGCCGUUCAGCGCGGCAGCGCCCAGUUCCUCAGCCACAGGCCCGGAGACCCCACUACCCCCGGUUACCCCUCCAAGCCCGGCGUGCCCCGCGCUCCCGUCGACGACGCGACUCCCUCCAUCCCGUCUAUCCCUAUCUCAUACGCUGAUGCUCUCCCCAUUCUCAAAGCUCUCAACGGCCACGGACCCUCAGUGACAGAUUUCAACAAGUACUGGAACCGAAACCUCGGGCUCAAGUACAAGGGCGUCGAGUACAACAUCGGCCCGUCGCCUGACGAUGUGGUUCUGAACCUCUACAAUGAGCAGAACUAUACCACCACGCCCCUCUGGAACGUCAUUGGCAUUGUGAACGGCACCAUCCCUAACGAGGUCGUGGUUAUUGGCAACCAUCGUGAUGCUUGGAUUGCUGGUGGUGCCGGCGACCCUAACAGCGGCUCUGCCGUUCUCAACGAGGUCAUCCGCGGCGUCGGCAUCGCAGUCGCCAGCGGCUGGAAACCCACGCGUACCAUUGUCUUCGCCAGCUGGGACGGCGAGGAGUACUCCCUGAUCGGCAGCACUGAGUGGGUUGAGGAAUACCUCCCCUGGCUUUCUCAGGCGUCGGUCGCCUACGUCAACGUCGACGUCGGUGUUCGCGGCCCUCACUUCAACCCAUCCGCCGCGCCCCUUCUCCACCGUGUUCUCCGCGAGGUCACCCACCUCGUCCCGUCCCCCAACCAGACGGUCCCCGGCCAGACGGUGGGUGACGUGUGGAAUGGGCACAUCAGCACCAUGGGUUCGGGCUCCGACUUUACCGCCUUCCAGGACUUCGCCGGCAUCCCCUCACUCGACUUCGGCUUCGGCGGCGAGAACGACGAGGUCGUCUACCAGUACCACUCCAACUACGACUCGUUCCACUGGAUGAAGGAGUUUGGCGACCCGGGUUUCGUCUACCACCGCACCAUGGCUCAGAUCCUCGGCCUCGUCGUCGCCGAGCUGUCCAACGUGCCCGUCAUCCGUUUCAAUGCGACUGACUACGCUCACGCCCUGACGGCCUACGUCGACCAGGUCGAGGCCAAGCUCUCGGCUGCUGAGCCCACUUCGGACGAGGAGCUGUUCCGCAUGCGCGCCAGCGUCGUCGCCGCCGAUGCUGACGCCCGCGGCUCGUUGUCGCAGUUCCGCGCCUCCCUGCAGAUCCUCCGCACCUCCAUUGCUGCCCUGCGCGAGAAGACGGAGAAGCUCGACGCGACGGCCAGCUGGGUCGACUGGGAACUCAAGUCCGACAUCCCCUGGUGGAAUCUGCUGCGCAAGAUCAAGGUCGCUCUGGCCUUUGUCUGGGUCAACAAGUCCUACAAGGGCUUCGAGCGCCACUUCUUGUACCCGGGCGGCCUGGAUGGCCGCAGCUGGUUCAAGCACGUCGUCUUCGCGCCCGGCCUGUGGACCGGAUACUCUGGCGGUCAGUCCAUCUCUUUCUAUCAAUUUGCCCCUUUGUUUUGCCUUGUGGUCCAGCCGAGAGAUAAGAAUACUGAUAUCGUGACUGCAGCCGUCUUCCCCGGUCUCCAGGAGAGUAUCGACGCCAAGGACUUCAACAACGCCCUCAAGUGGACCGGCAUCAUCAACGAAUGCAUUGCCUCGGCCACCAAGAGCAUUUGA
Messenger RNA from Colletotrichum higginsianum IMI 349063, 2499 nucleotides. RefSeq names its product PA domain-containing protein. Lineage: Eukaryota; Fungi; Ascomycota; Sordariomycetes; Glomerellales; Glomerellaceae. The record is from RefSeq and is a predicted model, not a curated record. Gene Ontology annotation, molecular function: carboxypeptidase activity. The transcript is spliced from 4 exons. The coding region runs from base 1 to 2499 and encodes 832 amino acids.